Molecule: messenger RNA, 1452 nt
Organism: Drosophila novamexicana
Lineage: Eukaryota; Metazoa; Arthropoda; Insecta; Diptera; Drosophilidae
Exons: 5
Coding region: 23-1414 (463 amino acids)
Source: RefSeq, a predicted model, not a curated record
ACAACAGCUGCUGCUGUACCUCAUGACACUGAAUAUACCCAGCAUCUACCCGACGUGCAGCGUGUCGCGCGUUAUCAUGCGCGUGCCCCGAGAGAAUGAUAUAGGCCUCAUCUUCGAUCUGACUGUUUCCAAUCAAAAAAGGGAAAAAUCGGAAAUGCUGGAGUUUACCGUGAACUCAAAUGGCGUCUGUACAUUGAAUUUGACCAACGGCAAGCAGGUCAAGGCAGGCACCAUUUUUGGCGGCGACUUUGGCGCGAUUGAACCAGGGAGUAGCGUCACCGUCUCCCUAGUGUGGCCCACUGUGUCCCUUUACAAUCGAGUUGGCAGCUGUCCCAUAGUCAUCAGCAGCACGAAUCACCUGAACGAGGUGAUCAAAACGAAUCAAAUUUUAUACUUUGAUACACGCUUUGAAACCUUGGAUCCGAGUAAUCAUUCCCUGCGACGUCUCAAGGAUUUUACCGACUGCAAGAACUGGGAUAAGAACUAUUUACGCAAUUGCACGCCCCUUAACUGUGAGGAGCGAUAUUUUGGCAAGCGCAGCUUUUACAAUCGCACGUCGGGGGAGUGUGAACCGGUGCCGUCCUGUUUUGGAGAGGGCGUGAUAUAUGACUUCUAUGCUAAUGAGUGUAUGGAUAUGAACAAUUUCAUAACUGAUGAGGAAAUAGAGCAGCUAAAGCAGGGAAAAUUCGAUAAUAACUUGCUGGAGCUGCAGCCUUACGUGAGAAAGAAAACCCUUCAAUCAACUGAAAAGAAAACUGAACUCAACAAGCAAAAGCCAAGACAAAUGUUAAAGGAAUGCAACUUUGCUGCCAAAUUAUCCCUUGUUGACUUCAACAAUUGUUUUCAGCAUCUAAAAGAUAUAGACACAUCAACGCAAGACUACAAAGAAUCCUCACAAACCAAAAAAUUAAAGAAAAAAUCAACAGGCACCUCUAUAUUGCGAAGCUUCUAUUAUGAUUGGUAUGUGCCACUAAAUAAAGAAAGUGAUUUGGAGAACACACAUCAUAAAAGGAACAGUGACGAUAACAGUACAGGAGAAGAAGCUGAUAGUAGUAGCAGUGAUGAAAAGAGUGACAGCUAUUCAUUACCAAAUCACAAGGAGAGGCCCACCAAGGUCACGUCGGGAACAAUUACUUUAGUGCACAAAUUGGCUGCAUAUAGUGCAAUAGAGUGGUUUAUUAUGACUAUGGAAAUGCUGCUCAUUAUCUCAUUGGUCAUUAUAUUUCAGAUCGUCGUCACUUUUUUCACCUACGCAGUGGUAUGUACGACUGUCUACGGAUUUCUGGAGGUUUUAGCCGAACUACAACCGAAUAAAGUCACCGGCAGUCACUUAGGCAAGAAACUGACGCCUCGUCACAGACGUGUCCAACAUGAGAUUAUGACCUCAGCUAGUUUAAUGUCACAAUUAAAAUGAAAUGUUAUUUAUGUAUUCAGCUUAGCUAAUUGUAUUUA